Cicer arietinum (chickpea) is the source of this 915-nucleotide messenger RNA. Lineage: Eukaryota; Viridiplantae; Streptophyta; Magnoliopsida; Fabales; Fabaceae. The record is from RefSeq and is a predicted model, not a curated record.
CGGGAUCUUACAACAACAUGGUUCUCUGUAUCCUGAUGCUCUCUGUCUCAAAAGCAACCUCUAAAAUCCAAACUUAAGUUAAACUCUGGCACUUUCCAAGAAGCUUCCUUCAGCCCCACACACAUUUCACUUUCAAUUUCAAACCUUCAAAAAUAACAAUUCUCAACCCAUAACAACAAUAUUAUUAUUUAUUAUUAUUAUUACACGCAAACAAUAAAUCAUGAAACUUCAAGUGAAAAAACAAAGGCCGUGAACUCAACUAAAAAAAAAAAAAAACUCUCCUAAUGGGUGGAACCGUUUCUACUUCUCAAACAGAAAAGUUUCCGUUGCAAACAAUGGUUACGGAUGAGUCUCCUCUGAAGCCAUCGAAACUUCUAGUAAACGUGACAAUUGAGAAUAGUUUGGGUGCAAUACAAGUGUUGAUGUCCCCUGAAGAUACCGUUAGCAAUUUAAUUAAGGUAGCAUUGGUAACUUAUGAUAAGGAGAAAAGGAGGCCUUUAUUGAAGGAAAUUGAUCCAAACCGCUACGAACUUCACUACUCACCUUACACCCUCCAAAUUAUUGAGAUGGUGCAGGUUUGAAGGCAAGUGAGAAAUUGAAGAACUUGGAGUCAAGGAAGUUCUUUCUCUGCUCAAAGCCUUCCAUCUCUUCUUUUUAGGCGUAUGUAUGUGGGAAUUAAUUCUACAUUUCUUCGAGGAUGUUGUUCACUUGUUGGAUUCAUGUCAUAAUGUGGCCACUUUGUGACAAGCAAACCAUUCGUUCGUUGUUUCAAUUUCAAAGGUGUGAAUGGACACUUUUGAGAGACAAAAACUCACGUAUCCUUAAUCCUGUGAAAGGGUAACGUGAAGUGAAGAAAAUGAAGAGAAAAUAAUACACUCAUUUGCGGAUUUAUUUACGGCCAGUGGUUUUUUAACA